This is a messenger RNA of Penaeus monodon (black tiger shrimp), 4501 nucleotides long. Its product is annotated as muscle M-line assembly protein unc-89-like. The record is from RefSeq and is a predicted model, not a curated record. Lineage: Eukaryota; Metazoa; Arthropoda; Malacostraca; Decapoda; Penaeidae. Bases 1261 to 3921 code for a protein of 886 amino acids. The transcript is spliced from 2 exons.
AAAAGUAGAAGAAAAGAUUGCAGAAGCAGUCAGUGAGGCAGCAGAAUUCGUCGAGAAAGGAGCAGAUAAAGUUAUUGAAGACGCAGAGGUUGUUGAAGAGAUCGGAGAAAAGGUGGAAUCUGCAGUACAGGUUGUAGAAGAGGUUGCAGGUGCCGCUGCCAAAGCCGCUCAUGAUACUCCUGGUAUUCCUGAAUCUGUUGCAGAGAAAGCUGAAGAGACAAAGGAAAUUGCUGAAAAGGUGGAAGAGGUCAUUGGCACAGUAGAGUUUAUUGCAGAAAAGGUUGAGGAAGUUGCAGAGGAGAUUAAAAAAGAAGCAGAGGCUGUUGAAAGUAAAGCGGUUGAACUGAUAGAGAGCAAGGAAAAGAGAGAAGAACUCAUAGAAAAAGCCAUUGAUUAUGUGACUGGUAAGACACAUGAGGAAUUGGAGGGUGUAGAAAUCAAGAAACCGGAAGCAGCACUUGUAGAAGAACCUGUGGCAGUUGCAGAUGCCAAAGAACCUGAAGUGACAUCCGUUGAAGAAGGAAAGCAAGGAGCAAGGGAGCCAGAAGUGCCAGCACCUGAGGGAAUGGAAGUUCAAGAAAAACUUUCUGCUGUAACUGAAGAAAAAGAAGCAACAGUGGCACCAAUUGAAGAACUGAAGGAGGCUGAAGUAACCACAGAGAAGAGUGCUGAAAAGAUUGGUUUGGUUGAUAAACUAAUCCAGAUUUUCUCCAGUGAGGAUGAAAAACAGGGUGAUGAAAACCUAUCCUUAGAACCAGGAGUAAAGGAAGCUGUUGCUGAAGUUGGAGACAAAGUGGAGGAAGAAGUUACAAAAGGGGAAAAGCCAAGAAGUGGAGAAGGAUGCAGCAGAUGUAUCUAAAGCAGCAGACAUUGUGAAAGAAGAAGUGAGCACAGAGGAACCUGCAGUGGCACCAGUUGUUGAAGUCGCACAGUCUGAAAUACUUUGUAACGGAAGAACAGCAGCCACAAUCAGCACCUAUUACAGAAGAAAAAGAACCAACAUUGAUUCGUGAUGAAAAGACACAAAAAGAGAGAGUAGGUUUAGUUGAUAAAAUAUUGCAGUUCUUCUCCAGUGAGGAAGAAAAACCUGAGCCUGUAAAGGAGGUUGUAGAAACACUGGUAAAGGAAGCUGUUAUUGAGGGUGGAGAGAAAGUUGAGGAAAAAAUAGCAGAGGCUGUUAGUGAUGUAGCAAAAGAAGCUGAGAAAGAAGCAGAUGAAGUAUUAAAAGCAACUGAACUUGUUGAAAAGGUAAGUGAAAAGAUGGAAUCAGCUGUAGAUGUUGUAGAAGAAGCUGCAGGUGCUGCUGCCAAAGCUGCUCAUGAUACUCCUGGUAUACCUGAAUCUGUUGCAGAGAAAGCUGAAGAGACAAAGGAAAUUGCAGAAAAGGUGGAAGAGGUCAUUGGCACAGUAGAGUUUGUUGCAGAGAAGGUUGAGGAAAUUGCAGAAGAGAUUAAAAAGGAAGCAGAGGCUAUUGAAAGUAAAGCCGUUGAAUUGAUAGAGAGCAAAGAAAAGAGAGAGGAACUCAUAGAAAAAGCUAUUGAUUAUGUGACAGGACAAACACCAGAAGAAUUGAAAAGCACAGAUGUGAAAGACCUCGAAGUGACACCCAUAGAAGAGGAAGUUAAACAGAUUGAAGAUGUGAAGGCGAAAGAAGAGGCACCAGCUGCAGAAGUGAAGGAGGCAGAAGUUGUUGCAGACAAAAGUAUUGAGAAGAUAGGAUUGGUUGGUAAACUUAUGCAGUUCUUCUCUAAUGAAGAGAAGACACCAGAGUCAGUAGAACCAGUGGUAAAAGAUGCUAUAGUUGAAGGUGGAGAAAUUGUGGAGGAAAAAGCUGCAGAAGCGGUAAGUGAAGUAGCCCAAAGUGUAGAGAAAGAUGCAGGAGAUGUAUCUAAGGUUGCACAAGUUGUAGAAGAUGUUAGUACAAAGGUUGAAUCAGUUGUAGAAGUGGUUGAAGAAGCUGCGGAUGCUGCUGUCACAGCUGCUCAUGAUACUCCUGGUAUUCCUGAAUCUGUUGCAGAAAAGGCUGAAGAAACAAAGUCUAUAGUUGAGAAGGUGGAAGAGGUUAUUGGCACAGUAGAGAUUGUUGCAGAGAAGGUGGAAGAAAUUGCAGAGGAGAUUAAAAAGGAAGCAGAGGCUAUUGAAAGUAGAGCCGUUGAAUUGAUAGAGAGCAAAGAAAAGAGAGAGGAACUCAUAGAAAAAGCUAUUGAUUAUGUGACAGGACAAACACCAGAAGAACUGAAAAGCACAGAUGUGAAAGACCUUGAAGUGACACCCGUAGAAGAGGAAGUUAAACAGAUUGAAGAUGUGAAGGCAAAAGAAGAGGCACCAGCUGCAGAAGUGAAGGAGGCAGAAGCAGACAAAAGUAUUGAGAAGAUAGGAUUGGUUGGUAAACUUAUGCAGUUCUUCUCCAGUGAGGAAGAAAAGCCUGGAAAAGAUGUUGCAGUGGAAGGUGAAUCGGCAGUUCAGAAAGCAGCAGAUGAAGUAAUUACAGCAGCUGGAGUAGUUGAAGAGAUUAGUAAAAAGGUGGAAUCAGCUGUAGAUGUUGUAGAAGAAGCUGCAGGUGCUGCUGUCACAGCUGCUCAUGAUACUCCUGGUAUACCUGAAUCUGUUGCAGAGAAAGCUGAAGAGACAAAGGAAGUUGCUGAAAAAGUGGAAGAGGUUAUUGGUACAGUAGAGUCUGUUGCAGAAAAGGUUGAGGAAGUAGCAGAAGAAACUAAAAAGGAAGCAGAGAUUAUUGAAGGUAAAGCAGACACAUCUCAGGCAGAAUCUGGUUUGUUUGAUCAGCUGAUUAGCAUCUUCUCUAAAAAAGAAGAAACUAAAGAGGAUGUUCCACCUGCUCCUGAGGCAGCAGUGGAGCCACAGGAGCCAGAUACAGUUGUUGCAACUGAAAGAGCAGAAAAGUCAGAUUCCGAAGGGGCCAAGGAUAAUUCCACUGACAUUGUAAAUAUUGAUGAAACCGUCUCUACCUCACUGAAACCCUCAGAAACCAAUGAUGAUUCCACACCUGUGGUUGACAAGCUCUUGUCAUCUGAAUCUGCAAAGAAAGAAUCUUUAGUGGAGAAAUUUGCAAGUUUUUUUGGUGAGAAAAAACCUGACAGUAAGCAGUCUGCUGGUGUGACUUCAGAUAGUAGUAAGGAAAUUCAUGCAUCUGACUCUCCAACAGAGGCUGUUCCAGAACCGGUAGCAGUUGGUGAUUCCUCACCCGAGGGAGCGACAUCUGUGUCAGGACCUUCAGAGGAGUCCCAGGUACAGUCCCCCUCUAUUAGAAUAGGCCAGGGUACAGUUGAAGGGGUGGAAGGUAGCAUUUCAGGUUUGGCAACACCAGAUGCACCAAGUGAAGUUAUGCCAGCUUUUAGUGAGAAAACAACAGAACCAGUUUUGGAGGUGAAGGACAAAGGUCUUUUUGAUCAGCUGGCUGAAUUGAUAAGUAGCGAUGAAAAGCAGAAUAUUGUGGCCUUUUCUGGUGCUGCUUCUCAGCAACCAACAGAGAAAGUAGACCAAACAUCAUCCGAAAAAACUGAGACUGAAGUUUCUGGUUCGGAUAAAGCUGCUACAGAGGAAGUAAAGCCUUCAUUCCUGGAUAAAAUUGCAACCAUGCUGAAAAGUAAAGGUUCUCCUGAAAUUACCAGUACUGAAAAAGAACCAACUCAGGGUAGUGAAACCUCAAAAGAGAAUGCUAGAGAUGAUGAUGUGUUUAUUGUAGUAGGAAAACCAAGCCAUCCAGUUGAUGUUGACUCCGCAGAAAGCUCCCAGCAAAGCAAGAAUCCAGUGAGCUCCCAUCAGCAAGGCUGGUCAAGGACCGGAGCUGAGGUGAAGCAAGAAGGCAAGGACGUCAUCGUUCAGCUGACACCAACGCCUGUAGAAAAGGAUUACGGGCAGAGCAACCCUGAAGAUGCUGACAUGUACACCACAAGGAGCUAGAUGGAGACUGCUGCUAGGAUGGGGUGCAUGGGAUAGGGUCAUUGUGUGCUGCCCUCUGAAGAUCUACGUCUUGUUUAAAUAACUGUAGUGGGGUAUAGGCAGAGGGGGAGUGUGUUCUUGUUAGUCAUUUUUCCAUGAGUAAGGGCUUAUAAUUCUUAUCAUUAGUGUUUGUAUUGUGUGUUUGGGCAGUUUUCUUAUUUGGGUUUCAAGUCUUUACUAUUAGGCAGUUAACAUAUUCAAUGAGAGUUAUUUAAUAAUUUAACAAUUGAUCUUACAUUCAUUAGAUUUAUGCGCCUAUAUUUUUAAUCUUCAUUAAAGUAUGUUUAAUAAGGCAAUUUAGCUAAGGAAACUGACAUUUUCUCUGUUAUCUCACUGAUCAUUUGACAAAACUUUUCAUUAUUAAACCUCUACAUAACAUGGAUCAGCCCUAUAAUUAUUUUGUCUUCUGUAAAAAAUUCAAUUUAACUGUAAAAAGAAUGUAAAGUCAGAGAUGAUUUGGUAGGUGACAUGCAGCUCCAUGGGAAAUGACCUUUGUGUAUAUACCUUUUCUCAAUAAAGAAUAUUGGAUGUAUAUUUAAAA